Molecule: messenger RNA, 2323 nt
Organism: Rhea pennata
Lineage: Eukaryota; Metazoa; Chordata; Aves; Rheiformes; Rheidae
Gene: LRRC17
Product: leucine rich repeat containing 17
Exons: 4
Coding region: 290-1606 (438 amino acids)
Biological process (GO): synaptic membrane adhesion; modulation of chemical synaptic transmission; excitatory synapse assembly
Cellular component (GO): glutamatergic synapse; postsynaptic density membrane; plasma membrane
Molecular function (GO): protein binding
Source: RefSeq, a predicted model, not a curated record
UGCUGCAGUGCUUGUACUCCUUCAGUAUACCAUGAAUGCAGGAUGCAGCCAGUCAUAUAAAGGAUUCUCUUCUUCACAGAAUGAAAGAAAGACGUGAAUUGCAAACCUGAAUGCAACCUGAAAGGUCCAAAUAGAUGAGCUUGUGACAUCCUUUUCCAGAGCCCAGCACAGGGAUUUCACAUACCCCAGCUGUGCCUCUGCAGAUUUGAACAACACUGCUUAAGACUAUCCAAAUAUUUCAACUGUUCCAGCUGUCACAGAAAAUAACAGGGGCCAGCUGAAUGUCAGGAUGCAAGUAGUAACUGUUAUAAUACUGCUUCUUCUCUGUAAAGCAUCUGACUUUAGGAAGACAAGGAAUAGGAGUCUGAGAAACAAUGAAAGGGAAAAUAGCUUAAGGAAAGCCUCUAGCACUGUUAAGCGCAACACCCCAGGCCUCCCUUGUGAUAUAUACACUUAUCUUCAUGAGAAAUACUUAGAUUGCCAGGAAAGAAAAUUGAUUUUUGUAUCAUCUGAUUGGCCUAAUGAUUUAAAACACAUGCUGCUAGCAAGAAAUAGGAUUCGUAAACUAAAGAACAAUAUGUUUUCCAAGUAUAAAGUAUUGAAAAGUCUAGAUUUACAACAGAAUGAUAUAUCAAAAAUUGAGAACCAGGCUUUUUUUGGUUUGAAUAAGCUUACCACACUCUUACUUCAGCAUAACCAAAUUAAGAGUUUAUCCGAGGAGGUUUUUAUUUACACACCCGUCCUAAACUACCUGCGUCUUUACGAUAAUCCCUGGCAUUGCAACUGUGAACUGGAAACUCUUGUUACAAUGCUACAGAUUCCAGCAAACAGGAAUUUGGGAAAUUAUGCCAAGUGUGUGCAUCCAACAGAACUGAAAAAUCAGAAGUUAAAGCAGAUAAAAGCUGACCAGCUUUGUGGUGAAGAGGAAAGGCAGGACCCCCAAAAUAUUAGAAAGGAAAAGCAUGAAGCUACCAAACCAGAAUUUGAUUCCUCUCUGUGCCACAUGUAUGUGUUUCCUGUAUCAACUCUGAAUUGCAAAAGAAAAGAUUUAAAGAAAGUUCCAGGUAACAUACCUCCAGAUAUAGUUAAACUUGAUUUGUCCAACAACAAAAUUAGACAACUACGAGCCAAAGAAUUUGAAGAUGUCAGUGAACUGAAGAUAUUAAACCUAAACAGUAAUGGAUUAACUUACAUUGAUCCUGCUGCUUUCUCAGGGCUCAGUAACUUAGAGGAGCUGGAUCUAUCAAACAACAGCUUGCAAAAUUUUGAAUAUGGAGUAUUGGAGGAUCUUUAUUUUCUGAAAAUACUGUGGCUGAGAGAAAAUCCUUGGAGAUGUGAUUACAACAUUCAUUACCUUUUCUACUGGUUGAAGCAUCACUACAAUGUUCACUACAACGGCCUAGAAUGUAGAAUGCCUGAGGAAUACAAAGGAUGGUCUGUUGGAAAAUAUGUUCGAAGUUACUAUGAAGAGUGCCCAAAAGACAAGCUGUCUAUUUAUCCAGAAAAUUUUGAUCUAGACAAAGAUGAUGAAGAAUGGGAACGACACAAAGAACAAUCAGUUCAAACAGUAAAGAAGCAUGGUGUAAUUGUCACUGUAAUAGGCUAAUAAAGGAAACUCUUUUUUGCUAGUAGAUUCAAAUAUUUGAUACUCUGACACAAAAUAACAUUGUUUACAUUUUUGUUAACUAUACAGAUUGUUUGUAAGAGUAUCUGCCUACAAAGAUUUCUUUUUAUUACAGUUAAUAAUUACAGAAUGGCAUUAGUUAUAGAGCAUCCCUCAUCAAGUUAUUAUUUCUGACAACUAGCUCAAGACAUUCUUGUGAAAUAUUCUGGCAAUUAUUUGAUACUUUGCAACACAAAUGGACAGAAACAAACAUAGAGCUGUUGCGGGGAGGAGCUGUUAUAUGUACAAACACAGCUCAUGUGUUGACAGGAACUUGCUGCAGAAUUGUGAUCAAGACUCAUUUUCCUGAAUGUAUUGCCCGUUCUUUAUAUCUACCAAUUUCUUGAAAUAUUCCCAGAAGACUAAUUCUAAGAUUUUUGUAUCAGCUUCCUGUUUUUUAUUGUAUAUGAAAAAUCAAACCUAAGACUUACCCUAAAUACAGUUCUAGAAUAACAGGAAUGGCUAUUGUUAUACUGAUUGGGACACAAAUCCAGAAUUGGAUUCUACUGGCUUAGUUACUGCUGUUCAUGCUCAGUCUUGAGAGAAUAAUGCAGCCUCUGUCUCUUCUGUAACUGGGCAGAAGAUAGGAAUAGUGAAGACAUAGUGGGUUCCCAAAACCUAGUCGCUUGUAUUGGCCUUAUUUGGCUUUUGGAGUAGCAG